Megalobrama amblycephala (Wuchang bream) is the source of this 2081-nucleotide messenger RNA. RefSeq names its product neuronal differentiation 4 (gene neurod4). NCBI's taxonomy places the organism in Eukaryota, Metazoa, Chordata, Actinopteri, Cypriniformes, Xenocyprididae. The transcript is spliced from 2 exons. Gene Ontology annotation, molecular function: protein dimerization activity. Gene Ontology annotation, biological process: nervous system development; regulation of DNA-templated transcription. Bases 286 to 1344 code for a protein of 352 amino acids. The record is from RefSeq and is a predicted model, not a curated record.
CACACAGGCCUACUCUUCAAAAACGCAUUUCUACUCUCCAAACAAACGUUAUUUUGAUUCUUGCAGUUCAAUUGUUAAUUAUUGAAUGCAGUUCAAAUGGAGGAGGCAGGUGAGGUGUUAUCAGACACACAAACAGCAGCUUGUUGCCCUUAACACCAUGCAAACUAAAUGACAUCAGAACAGAAAAGUUUUCAAUGCACUGACUCACCGUGUAUUUGCUCCAAGUUAAACUCAAUCUGGAGGUAACAUACAACAGUGGCAAAGGAAAACAAUACAAAGAUUACAAUGAUGACCAAACCUUAUGGAAAACCAGGGGAUGUGACUGAGCUAGUCAGCUCUCUGGGAUGGAUGGAGGAAGACCUCAGCUCACAAGAUGGUGAUAGGACACCUGAGAUAGGUCACUAUGCGCUACACAGGAGCAAUCGUGAACCUGUAGAGCUUGGCAGUGAGGAUAUGGAGGAAGAGGAGGAGGAGGAAGAGGAAGAAAUGGGUCUCGAUGGAGAAAAGGCACCCAAGCGAAGAGGUCCUAAAAAGAAGAAAAUGACCAAAGCCAGACAAGAACGUUUCCGCGCCCGCCGCGUCAAGGCCAACGCGAGGGAGCGCUCGCGCAUGCAUGGGCUGAACGAUGCGUUGGACAACUUGCGGCGAGUCAUGCCUUGUUACUCAAAGACCCAAAAGCUCUCCAAAAUCGAGACCCUGCGGCUGGCCCGCAACUACAUCUGGGCGCUUUCGGAGGUUCUGGAGAGCGGCCAGUCACCUGAGAGUCAUGGUUUUGUGGAGAUGCUUUGCAAGGGGCUUUCGCAACCUACCAGCAAUCUCGUAGCCGGCUGCCUCCAACUUGGACCCUCAACUAUGGUGCUUAACAAGCUGGAUGAAAAGUGCGGGGUGCCAGGAGCAGGUGGUCCGCAGGGUCACCCCAUUAGCUAUCCCUCACCGGGACUUCCCAGUCCACCCUACGGCUCAUUGGAGGCCUCACACUUGCUUCAUCUGAAGGGUUUCAAGGGGGCUGCCUAUGAGAACUCCUCACCCAACGAAUGUAGCAGCGGCACGCCACCUUACGACGGCCCUCUUACGCCGCCGCUCAGCAUCAGCGGCAACUUCGCCCUCAAGCAGGAGCCGUCUCCUCACGAGGCCGAGAGGAACUUUACCCCUCACCCGACCCACGCCGCGCAUUACAUCUCCUCACACCCUUACCCGCCCACCUCCUUGGCCGGUCUUCCAGCUCCUCAGGGUCACCCUCUAUUCCCAGCCUCCCGUUACGAGCUUCCUUUAGACAUGGCUUUCGAGCCGUUUGCCCCUUCGCACAUUGUGACAUCACAGAUGAGCAGCAUUUACAGCGAAUAAACAAAUAUGACCACCAGAGACGCUCAGCAAUUCUGCCUCCUGCUCCUCAGUGUGCCUCCAGGGGCCCAGCACAUUUAAGGAGACACUUUGCAUGUAUCCUGUCUGAUCCCUUAAGAGACCAUAACGGUCACUGAGAGAGAAACGCAACCUACCUGUGGCAAUUGAAGUACUGAGAAAGAGAUGCAUAUUUUUUUGUUAAUUUAUUCUUGUUUUUGUCACAGCUGAGUUUGUUACUAUUUUAAAUGUUAUUUUUAAUUGUUCUGGGAUUUGUAUUCUGUGUACACUUGAUGUUCUCCUCCUCAAAUAGGAUGGCUUUUUUGGAAACAUGCCAUCAACCUGACUUGUAGACCGGAAGGUUUUUAAGGAGAGUAAGAACCUCAGUAUCUUCAGCACUGUUCAACCACUAAACAAAACACAGCAGAUUAAUGAAUGAAGGAAAAGGACAAUAAAUUUAACACACUACAUUUGCCAUAACAAAUGCAUUUAUUUAUGACUGUAUUUAUUAUUUAUUUUGAUGACAAUUGUAUAUGUUUUGAAACAAUUUGUCAGCACUGUUUUUAUUGGUUCUUUGGUACACUGCCAGUCACUGCUACCAAUACUCAUAAAGUAUCUAAUUUAUUUAUCAUUCAGUUUAAUGUAUUUUUGUCAUUCUCCACAAUGUUUGUAAUUUUGCUCAAGCGUUUGUAAAUAUUUACCUGUUUCGCACUUAAUAAAAUAAAUAUUCUUAUAUAAUAUGA